This is a messenger RNA of Aspergillus brunneoviolaceus CBS 621.78, 1629 nucleotides long. Its product is annotated as Zn(II)2Cys6 transcription factor. The transcript has 3 exons. Gene Ontology annotation, cellular component: nucleus. Gene Ontology annotation, molecular function: zinc ion binding; DNA-binding transcription factor activity, RNA polymerase II-specific; transcription cis-regulatory region binding. The record is from RefSeq and is a predicted model, not a curated record. NCBI's taxonomy places the organism in Eukaryota, Fungi, Ascomycota, Eurotiomycetes, Eurotiales, Aspergillaceae. Gene Ontology annotation, biological process: positive regulation of transcription by RNA polymerase II. The coding region runs from base 1 to 1629 and encodes 542 amino acids.
AUGCCGGCGACUAAACGGCUACGCACCGAGCCCAUCGUGCGGGUCCGGACGGGGUGCUGGGCCUGCCGACGGCGCAAGAAGAAGUGCGACGAGGCGAAACCCGUCUGCGGGGGCUGCGUGCGCAACAGGCUGACCUGCCAAUGGCCAUCGAGUGUGCUGGGGGUCCCCAGCGCGACUACGCUUACUGCCUGGACUGCCGCUACGCCCACCACUACAUUCUGCCCCGAGAGCCAUGCGCAACCACGCCCAGAGCAUAUCGCCCGAACGCAGACCCGCGUCAAUUCCAACACCACCUCAGGCUUCACUACCACCGCCUCACAAUCUACCGCUACAGACCCCCCGCCCACUCCAGACCGCACAGCCGCGACAACAGCACUCACAACAGUAGGCCACGCGCUCCCGCGCGCGAUGUCGAUGAUGCCCAACCACGGGCUGGACGCGUACCAGCUGCUGAGCCACUACAUGGCGACGACGGCGGACUGCAUGGCCAACGGGUCGACGCCGAUCAACCCAUUCCUGGUGCAGAUCGUGCCGCUGGCGUUUAGCAGCGACCUGCUGCUGCAGCUGGUGCUGACGCAGAGCGCGGCGCACCGGGCGUUCCGGCGGCUGAACGACUCGGACGAGGUGGCGCAGAGCCACUACACGAAAGCGCUGCAGCUGUUCCGGAAAGGGGUGACUGAGUUCAUCGACGGGCAGGAGUCCAACCCGCUGAUUCUGACGGUGGGGGCGCUGGUGAUGUGCUUCACUGAGACGGCGAAAGGCGACAUGAACGGCACCAUCUUCGACCACCUCUCCGCCGCGCACUCCCUGCUGAUCCGGCUGCUGGGCCACCACCACCACCACGCGGCCGAUGCGGCCAUCCCCAGAGACCUCAGGGAUUUUGUGAUCGAGUACUACACCUACACGGCGGCGGUGAGCAUGAUCUCCAUCGACGCCCGGGUCAGCCAGCAGGUGCUCCUGAACUUCGACCUGGAGCAGAGCGCCCGCCAGCUGCUGGAGGUCGGGUACGUGGGGAAUCUGUGCGGGUGCUGGCUGGAGUUGCUGUUGCUGAUCCCCUGUAUCUUCGACCUCGGGCGGCACUGGAUGAUGCUGCCUCCGACGGAUGAUCCGGAUAGUGGGGAGCAGCCGGCCAUCGUGCCAACGGCCGACGAGAUCGCCAUGUAUGGGUCGCUGCAGGCGCAGAUCAUGCGGUGGGCGCCGCUCGCGUCCGUCUCGCCCGAGGUGUUUCUGGCGGGCCGGAUCUUCCAGCAGGCGAUGCUGCUCUACCUGUACACGGCGCUGGGCGGGCCCCGGCACUUCGCGCGGUCGAAGACGGGGAUGCAUCAGAUGCUGGUCGAGACGGCCAUCGCCGAGGCCAUGUCGUAUCUGACGCAGCUGUCGGCGACCGCCCGCAUCAACUCCGGGCUCUGCUGGCCCAUCGCCGUCGUCGGAUCCUGUCUGUCCCACCCGGACCACCAGGAGAACCUGCGACAGCGGUUGACGACGAUGGUGUCUACGUUCGGGCUGGGGAAUAUGCACCGCACGAAGCUACUCCUCGAGCACAUGUGGCAGAUGCCGCUGGAGGAGGCGGGGCCCUGGAACAUCUGUCGAGCGAUGGAGCAGAAUCAAAUCUGGAUAUCGUUUGCAUAA